Molecule: messenger RNA, 444 nt
Organism: Aspergillus tanneri
Lineage: Eukaryota; Fungi; Ascomycota; Eurotiomycetes; Eurotiales; Aspergillaceae
Product: EMC6 family protein
Exons: 2
Coding region: 1-444 (147 amino acids)
Biological process (GO): autophagosome assembly; protein folding in endoplasmic reticulum
Cellular component (GO): endoplasmic reticulum; EMC complex; membrane
Source: RefSeq, a predicted model, not a curated record
AUGGCACCAACAAAACAAGAACUCUCCCUCCUGAUUAAUCCUCUCGUCCCUGAAUCCGUCCAACACAACAAUCGCGUUCUCUCCAACCUCCACUCCCUCACCUCAUUUCUCCUAGGCCUCACAGCGGGUAUAUUAGCCCUCCAAUCCGCAACGGGAUUUAUCUUCUAUCUUGUCGGAACGGUCUUCGUCUCCGGGGUAUUCCAUCUGGUGCUGCUUUCGCGAUCCGGCGGCGUCGGCGCGGGAGCAUUCUUUCCGGGCUCGAACGCGGGAGAGAUCGAGGGCGUUAAUGAGCGCGGGUUCAUACCGGCUGGUUUGGGUUCUGGUUCGACAGGAGUCAAGAGGAUGGGUGCCUGGAAGGAUGUUUGGUUUGGGGGCGGUGUUUUGGGUGAGGCGUUGUCGGGGUUUGUUCUGGGGUGGGCGGGAGUUGGGGGGGUUUUAAGGUGA